GCUCCAGCUGCCGUCCGCUGCGGCCGAAGCGCCGAGGAGCCGAGCAGAGGCCCGCCGUCCUCCUCCUCCAUGAGGGCCGAGUGAGCGCGGCGGCGAGAGCCGGCCCGCGGCGCCUCCCCCCGCGUCCUCUUCCGAGCGCAGCGGCAGCGGCCCCCGGCGGCGGCGGCGGCGGAGGAGGAGGAGGAGGAGGAGGAGGAGCAUGUCGGACGGUUUCGAUCGGGCCCCAGGUGCUGGUCGGGGCCGGAGCCGGGGCCUGGGCCGCGGAGGGGGCGGGCCUGAGGGCGGCGGUUUCCCGAACGGAGCGGGGCCUGCGGAGCGGCCGCGGCACCAGCCGCCGCCGCAGCCCAAAGCCCCGGGCUUCCUGCAGCCGCCGCCGCUGCGCCAGCCCAGGACGGCCCCGCCGCCAGGGGCCCAGUGCGAGGUCCCCGCCGGCCCCCAGAGGCCUCCCCGGCCCGGGGCGCUCCCAGCCCUGGAACGGGAGACCUUAGGCGAGCAACCCCUUCUUUUAACCCCCGACUCCUUAAAAGAGAAGAAACGAAAAGAAAGCCCUCAAGCAUUCAUUCAGGAGGCAGAACAAACGAGGCCCCUGAGAGCUCCACCUAGUUCACAGGAUAAUAUCCCGCAGCAGAACUUGGAGUCCGCAAUGGCUAAACCCCAGGUGGUUGUAGCUCCUGUAUUAAUGUCUAAGCUGUCUGCAAAUGCUCCUGAAUUUUACCCAUCAGGUUAUUCUUCUAAUUAUACAGAAUCCUAUGAAGAUGGUUGUGAGGAUUAUCCUACUCUAUCAGAAUAUGUUCAGGAUUUUUUGAAUCAUCUUACAGAGCAGCCUGGCAGUUUUGAAACUGAAAUUGAACAGUUUGCAGAGACCUUGAAUGGCUGGGUUACAACAGAUGAUGCUUUGCAAGAACUUGUAGAACUCAUCUAUCAACAGGCCACGUCUAUCCUAAAUUUCUCUUACAUGGGAGCUCGCCUGUGUAAUUACCUGUCCCAUCAUCUGACAAUUAGCCCACAGAGCGGCAACUUUCGACAGUUGCUGCUUCAAAGAUGUCGGACCGAAUAUGAAGUUAAAGAUCAAGCUGCAAAAGGCGACGAAGUGACUCGGAAACGAUUCCAUGCGUUCGUCCUUUUCCUGGGAGAGCUCUAUCUCAACCUGGAGAUCAAGGGAACAAAUGGACAGGUGACAAGAGCAGAUAUUCUUCAGGUUGGUCUUCGGGAGUUGCUGAAUGCCCUCUUUUCUAAUCCUAUGGAUGACAACUUAAUUUGUGCAGUAAAAUUACUGAAGUUGACAGGGUCAGUUUUGGAAGAUGCCUGGAAGGAGAAAGGAAAGACUGAUAUGGAAGAAAUCAUUCAGAGAAUUGAAAAUGUUGUCCUAGAUGCUAAUUGCAGCAGAGAUGUGAAACAAAUGCUCUUGAAGCUUGUAGAACUCCGGUCAAGUAACUGGGGUAGAGUUCAUGCAACCUCAACAUACAGAGAAGCAACACCUGAAAAUGAUCCUAACUAUUUUAUGAAUGAACCAACAUUUUAUACCUCUGAUGGUGUUCCUUUCACCGCGGCUGAUCCAGAUUAUCAAGAGAAAUACCAAGAGUUACUUGAAAGAGAAGACUUUUUUCCAGAUUAUGAAGAAAAUGGGACAGAUUUAUCAGGGGCUGGUGAUCCAUACUUGGAUGAUAUUGAUGAUGAGAUGGACCCAGAGAUAGAAGAAGCUUAUGAAAAGUUUUGUUUGGAAUCAGAGCGUAAGCGAAAACAGUAAAGAUAAAUUUCAACACAUCAGUUUUAUAAAGCAGUUUAGGUUAUGGUGAUUUAGCAGAACACAGGAAAAUGUGUCACACUUAUACCAAAUUAAGGAUGUUGAGUUAUGUUACUAAUGUAUGCAACUUUAAUUUUGUUUAACACUAUCUGCCAAAAUAAACUUUAUUCCCUAUAACUUAAAAUGUGUAUAUAUAUAUAAUAGUUUAUUAUGUACAGUUAAUUCCACUGUUUUGGCUGCAAUAAAAUCGAUUUUGAAAUAAAUGAAAUGUUGAAAGUAAAUUUUGGUAGUUGGUUAGAAGCUUACCCUUUAAAUUCUACUUUUCUUGAGGGGAAAAAGUCUUAGCCUGGAAAUACAUAUUAUUGCAAAAUGUAGCAUCCUUUUUUAGAUGAGUAUAUAGCUUUCAUUUAGUUUUACGUUGUCCCAAUGAAUUGGGUUUCAAAUAUGAAUCACCGUCAUGAAAUCUUUAGCACUGAAGUCUUAGAGUGUACCAUUAACAACUGAUUCACAUAUCCAGAUGUUAUUCGAUACCAAGGGCUUUUAAAAUAUCAUUAAAAAAAAAAAAAAAAGACUUAAAACUCCCAACUAAACAACCAGGAUUCUUCACUUCGGAUUUAUUGGAGUUGUUCUCUCCCUCCCUGCCCCCACCCCUCAACUUGAUUACCCUAAAGCGUGGAACAUUAUUCUGCUUUAUUUACGGCUUUCAUUUUUAUUUUGUAGCAUGAGUUGCGUUGACUUUUUUACUAGAGAAUUUUACUAGAUCUUUGUCACUCAAGUUUUCACCUGCUUUAUAAUUGAUACACCCUGAGGAUCACUUUUCUAAUACUUUUACUAUAAUGUAGUACCACCUUCGCCCUAUUUAAAAAUUAUUUGUACCUAAUGUCAAAGCCUUUUUCCAACUAACUAAAAGUAAAACUUAUGUACAAAAGGAUUGCUUGUAAAUAUGCAUGUAAAUAGUUCUGUUAAUAACCCACUGUUUUACAUUUGGUACAUCUGUGUCUGCUAAUACAGUUAGUUUUCUCACUUUUCUUCUUGUUUGUUCGGUCUGGAUUAAAAUUAGACUUUGAAAAUAAAA
Molecule: messenger RNA, 2819 nt
Organism: Mustela erminea (ermine)
Lineage: Eukaryota; Metazoa; Chordata; Mammalia; Carnivora; Mustelidae
Gene: PAIP1
Product: poly(A) binding protein interacting protein 1
Exons: 12
Coding region: 200-1747 (515 amino acids)
Biological process (GO): regulation of translational initiation
Molecular function (GO): protein binding; translation activator activity; RNA binding
Source: RefSeq, a predicted model, not a curated record